AUGGCCCUACAGCAGGCACAUUCCCAUACCGAUCCUGCAGAUACAAAAGAUUGCCUAACAGCUCCUAAACCGGGCUGCUAUGUUCCUGCAGUGACUUUCUUCGAUCCUGAUACGGAUCAACUCUGUCUCGACGCUCAAGCCAAGUAUUCCUAUCUGGCAAGCACGGGUCUCUCUUGGCUUGUCAUACUAGGCACUAAUGCAGAGACAUUCCUUUUGACAAGUGAGGAGCGCAUGACUCUGCUCGGGCUAGCACGGAGAUCUGUUCCGAAGGGAUACCCUAUCAUUGCUGGAGUUAGUGGCCAUUCGACGGCACAGGUGCUCGAGCUCAUUAGCGACGCAUACAAUGCCAGUGCCAACUAUGCACUGGUUCUACCUUGCGCGUACUUUGGCAAACAGACAACUUCAGCUGUCGUCCGAAGCUUUUACAAAGAGGUGGCCUCAGUUUCUUCGCUGCCAAUCAUCAUCUACAACUUUCCGGCAGUCUGUAACGGCCUGGACCUCGACGCCAACAUCAUUACGGACAUUGUAAAGGAAGCCCCCAAUGUGAUCGAUUCCCAGUCUCCCGUUUCGCAGUGGUGCGGUGGUCAGUCAGAUUUCCUAUUCGGUGGCCUUGCUUCUGGGAGUGCAGGAUGCAUAGCUGCCUUUGGAAAUGUCUUCCCAAAAGCUGUGAUCAGGAUCUAUGAACUAUGGGCCGGUGGCCAACAUGACGAAGCUCUCGCACUUCAGAAGUUAGUGGCAUCGGCCGAGACUGCCACCAAGGCGGGCAUUGCGAGUACCAAAUAUGCUGCUGCGGAUUUUACGGCUCCGAAGGCGGGCAUUUCUGAUGGUGUGCGGUUGCUCAAACCUCGAAGGCCGUACAAAGAACCAUCCGAUGCAGUAAAAAGGUCAAUCCAGACUGUGAUGGAGGUGUUGCAUCGAGAAGAAUAA
This is a messenger RNA of Cladophialophora psammophila CBS 110553, 927 nucleotides long. RefSeq lists its product as uncharacterized. NCBI's taxonomy places the organism in Eukaryota, Fungi, Ascomycota, Eurotiomycetes, Chaetothyriales, Herpotrichiellaceae. The record is from RefSeq and is a predicted model, not a curated record. The transcript has 2 exons. The coding region runs from base 1 to 927 and encodes 308 amino acids. Gene Ontology annotation, molecular function: 4-hydroxy-tetrahydrodipicolinate synthase activity.